CAUUGCGCCUGGGACGUGUUGGCCAGCCAGCCUCCUCGCUCGCCUUUCACCGCCAUCUCACCCCCGGCGCUCCCUCUGUACAAACUCCCCGCACAACUCUCCACCUCGUACCACCAGCCCGGUUUACGUGCCAAUCGCAGAGUGAAACCCACAUCAUGGCCGGCUCUUCGCGCAAUGCCUCGCCUAUCAAGCGGCUGAUGACGGAGCUGCAAACAUACCAAUCCAACAAGAACGAUGUCCUCUACGACCUGGGGCCCACCGACGACGACGUCAUGCAAUGGCGCGCCGUCAUGAAAGGUGUGCCAGGAACCGCAUACGAAGACGGCUGCUGGCUCCUCUCCAUCUCCAUCCCCUCAACCUACCCCCUCGCGCCCCCCACCAUCCGCUUCAUAACCCCCAUCUGCCACCCCAAUGUCGACUUCAAAACCGGCGAAAUCUGCCUCGACCUUCUCAAGACCUCUUGGACCCCUGCUUACACUAUCUCCACGACUAUGACUAGUAUCCACCAGCUGCUUACCAGCGCUGAGCCAGAUAGCCCGCUCAAUGUCGAUGUCGCACAGUUAUUUCGCACGGGCGACGAGGUUGGCGCGCGGAGCUUGAUCCGCUGGUAUACUGCUAGUGAGAAGUAUGCAUGGAAGGAUAAAUAUUAGACAUUCAACUUGGCAGGAAGUGAUGAAUGUGACGGAUAGUAUUGGCGUUUUUUUUACACAAUUGUUUUGGGCAAGAUACCCAAGUAAACUGACUCGAAUUAUCCUCAAAAGAAAUAUGUCAUGUGAAUUGCGUUUUUGAUUUCUUACCUUGAACCAAAUCUUCUUUUGUUCUUAGAAAGCAAAUGAUUGUGGAUAGUUAUCAAAGAAAUCAUUACUAAGAACCCACCAAAAGACCAAACUAAGUCCUUGGCAGAUACACAUACAUAUAACUAGUCCUAUACUAUUUUCUCC
Molecule: messenger RNA, 941 nt
Organism: Bipolaris sorokiniana ND90Pr
Lineage: Eukaryota; Fungi; Ascomycota; Dothideomycetes; Pleosporales; Pleosporaceae
Exons: 2
Coding region: 156-650 (164 amino acids)
Source: RefSeq, a predicted model, not a curated record